Molecule: messenger RNA, 1956 nt
Organism: Episyrphus balteatus (marmalade hoverfly)
Lineage: Eukaryota; Metazoa; Arthropoda; Insecta; Diptera; Syrphidae
Gene: Ucp4A
Product: mitochondrial uncoupling protein 4
Exons: 7
Coding region: 423-1418 (331 amino acids)
Biological process (GO): response to cold; mitochondrial transport
Cellular component (GO): mitochondrial membrane
Source: RefSeq, a predicted model, not a curated record
CCAGCAAACUGUCAAAAUAUUUUUUGUUGUUAUAUUUCAUUUCGGUUAAAAAAAAAUCCACUUUGGCAAAUAGAGUGUUGUGUUUUUUUUGUAUUAUUUAGUUCAACACUACUUCUCAUUUAAAGUUUGGUUCCUUGAAAGUUGGUUAUAUAACUUCCGUUUUCUCGAUUGUUGAUCACAGAGAAGCCAGAAGCAGGCGGUCGGUCGGUCGGUUGGUGGAAAAACACAGAAACAUUAUUUUCUUGAUCUCGUGAUCAACUUAUUGUUGGUACAUGGUCGUUGUCAUUGUCGUUGUUGUCGACGUUGUGGGAGAGAAGACAAAGGAACUAUGCCCAGUUGAGGACAAGUGAAUUAGUAGCGAAAUUUCUCGUUUUAUUUCAUUUCUCAAGACUCCAAAUUUUGGGAUUUCUCACUUUUCCACAAUGCCGCGUCAUCAAUUGCACGAGGCAAUUGCAACCGUUUCCACAAAACCCGAUCAAACGCUAAGCAAAUAUCGAUUUGUGGAUUCUGUUGCUUGCACGUACAUUGUAUCGGUAUUUGCCGCUUCUAUAGCUGAACUUGUUACAUAUCCAUUGGAUCUGACAAAAACACGGUUACAGAUUCAAGGUGAAGCUGCAACUACUUCGUCAAAAUCAAAGUUGCAGUAUCGAGGAAUGAUGGCAACGGCAGCUGGCAUAGUUCGAGAGGAAGGUUACAUGAAACUCUGGCAGGGAGUUACGCCAGCUUUAUACAGACAUGUUGUCUACAGUGGAGUUCGAAUAACAUUCUACGAUUACCUGCGAAAGGAAUUGGCCAAGGGUUACACAUCCCAUGAAGUGGUACCUAUUUGGAAGUCAGCAAUUUGUGGUAUAUUUGCUGGCUGUGUAGCACAAUGGCUAGCAUCGCCGGCCGAUCUAGUCAAAGUACAAAUCCAAAUGGAAGGCAAACGUCGUUUGAUGGGUGAGAAACCGAGGGUUAAGAGUGCCGCAGACGCUUUUAUGCAAAUUCUUAAGCGUGGUGGUGUCAGUGGACUAUGGAAGGGAAGUGUACCUAAUAUGCAACGUGCUGCGUUAGUUAAUUUAGGUGAUCUCACAGCUUAUGAUACAAUUAAACAAACGCUUAUGAAGAAACUUAAUAUGCCAGAUAGCAGGCCAGUACAUAUAUUAUCGUCCUUUGGGGCUGGUUUUGUUGCAGCAAUAAUGGGCACACCAGCCGAUGUGAUAAAAACAAGAAUAAUGAAUCAACCUACAGAUGAAAAAGGAAGAGGACUCCUGUACAAAGGACCUGUGGAUUGUUUUAGUCAAACAGUUAAAAAGGAAGGUUUUGCCGCGCUCUACAAAGGACUUUUACCCUGCUGGAUGCGAAUGGCACCUUGGUCAUUAUCGUUUUGGUUAACAUUUGAACAAAUACGCAAAGUUCUUGGAGCUUCUUUAUACUAAAUUAUAGUUGUGUUCACCAGAAAAAAACUAAAAACAAAAAACAUAUAGCCGCCUCGACCAACCCAAAAACAAAGCACAUCCUCAAAAUUGAUUACAACAACAAAAUAAAAAAACAAAAAAAUAAUUAUUAUUAUAAGCAUAAUUAUAAGCAUAAGCAAUGAUUGUACAAAUAUACAAAAUAGUUAUUUUUAUUAUUGUGUAAUUAUCGAAUAAGCAUAAGGUAUUAUGUUACGUGUAUAUUUUGGACUAGUGUAAUGCUUUAAUUGUGGUUCUGCCCAUUAAAUGGGGACAAAAAAAUACAAGUUUUUAAGACUUAAAACAUUAUGACUCUUAAGAAUUUAAGAACAAAAAAGAAGCGACCUGCUUUAAAAAAAAUUAAACACUAUUUUGUUAGAUUUGCAUGGAAAUAGUAAACGAAUGUUUUAUUUUUUUUAAUUUAAUUUAUUAAACAAUCUCUUUUUUUUAAUUCUUUUGUUUUGCUUAAAAGAUUAGUUUCAUUGUGAUGUGAAAUGCAAAUAAAACUUAUAUUGUUAACAGA